ACGUUUCAAGCAAUAAUGAGGUUAAAUCGAAAAGUGGUACAUUUGACAGUUGCCGAAAAAUACGAUAUCCUUGAGAUGCGAAAAAAAUGUGAAUCUAGACAAUCCGCAAUGGAAAAGUACGGUAUUUCACGAGCCACCUUGUGCCGUAUAUACGCACAAAGCGAAAGGAUUAAAAAUCAUUUCGAAAGCAGGAUGGAAUUUAGCACUUUCGAAAGACGUUUAAUGCAACGUGCAAUUGAUAUAGAUAGAAUUGUUCACCAAUGGUACUUACGAUGUAAGGAAAGAAACGAACAAAUGACAGAAGCAGACAUAAAGAGAAGAGCUCUAGAAAUUAAUAUGAAGUUACUGGGAACUCCUAGUUUUAGCGCCGGCCGCGCUUGGUUCCAACGCUUUAAAAAACGAUACAGUAUUACUAAUGCGGAUGUCAAGUUACCUGUUGCAGUCAAAACUGAAACCACUGCAGCGGAAGCCUUUAAAGCUGGUUUUAACAGAUUACUGCUUGAUCGUCGGAUCAUAUUGCGGAACGUUUACAAUGUCGUUUACGCAACAAUAAUGUGGAAAAUACUACCAGAAAGAACUUGUAUUAUG
Messenger RNA from Bombus impatiens (common eastern bumble bee), 588 nucleotides. RefSeq lists its product as uncharacterized. Gene Ontology annotation, cellular component: nucleus. NCBI's taxonomy places the organism in Eukaryota, Metazoa, Arthropoda, Insecta, Hymenoptera, Apidae. The record is from RefSeq and is a predicted model, not a curated record. Gene Ontology annotation, molecular function: DNA binding. The annotation marks the transcript as partial. The transcript has a single exon.